Molecule: messenger RNA, 777 nt
Organism: Lachancea fermentati
Lineage: Eukaryota; Fungi; Ascomycota; Saccharomycetes; Saccharomycetales; Saccharomycetaceae
Source: the annotation of a GenBank genome assembly
AUGAGCAAGCAAUUACGCAUCCUAGUCCCUGUAAAGAGGGUGAUUGAUUAUGCCAUCAAGCCAAGAAUUAACAAGGCUGGCACCGGUGUGGAAAAAGCGGGCGUCAAAUUCAGUAUGAACCCUUUUGACGACAUUGCCGUGGAAGAAGCUGUACGUAUCAAGGAAAAGCACAAGAACCUUGUGGAAAAGAUUCAUGCGGUCUCCAUUGGUCCUGCCAAGGCUCAAGAUAUUCUAAGAACUGCAUUGGCAAAAGGCGCGGACACAUGCACCUUGGUAGACGCUAAGGAAGCGGAAUUGGAGCCACUAGCUGUCGCAAAGAUACUGAAGAAAGUUGUUGAAAAGCAGAAUGCAAAUUUGGUGAUUCUGGGUAAGCAAAGUAUUGACGAUGAUUGCAACAACACGGGCCAAAUGUUGGCUGGUCUUUUGAAAUGGCCUCAAGCGACGAAUGCGGCGAAAGUGGUUAUUGACGAGGCCAACUUGAGGGCCACUGUAACCAGGGAGAUCGACGGUGGUGAGGAGACAAUCAGUGCUCCACUUCCUAUGGUGAUUACUACCGAUCUACGUCUAAACAGUCCUCGUUACGCAACUUUGCCAAACUUGAUGAAGGCUAAGAAGAAGCCCAUGGAGAAGCUCACCUUGUCAGACUUUAGCGACGUUGACACUGCGCCAAGACUCGAGGUAGUCAAGGUUGAAGAACCACCAGCUAGAUCUGCGGGUAUCAAGGUUGCGUCUGUGGAUGAGUUGAUUGCAAAGCUAAAGGAUGCCAAGGCCAUCUAG